Messenger RNA from Homo sapiens (human), 9984 nucleotides. RefSeq names its product ANKH inorganic pyrophosphate transport regulator (gene ANKH). Gene Ontology annotation, biological process: phosphate ion transmembrane transport; inhibition of non-skeletal tissue mineralization; response to sodium phosphate. NCBI's taxonomy places the organism in Eukaryota, Metazoa, Chordata, Mammalia, Primates, Hominidae. Bases 2193 to 3587 code for a protein of 464 amino acids. Gene Ontology annotation, cellular component: extracellular region; plasma membrane; membrane. The transcript is spliced from 12 exons. Gene Ontology annotation, molecular function: phosphate transmembrane transporter activity; transmembrane transporter activity. The record is from RefSeq and is a predicted model, not a curated record.
CCCCCGGCUCGCCUGCCCGCCAUGGCCGACAAGGAAGCAGCCUUUGACAACACAGUGGAAGAAUGAGUGAUCAACAAGGAAUACAAAAUAUGGAAAAAGAACACCCCUUUUCUUUAUAAUUUGGUGAUGACCCAUGCUCUGGAGUGGCCCAGCCUAACUGCCCAGUGGCUUCCAGAUGUAACCAGACCAGAAGGGAAAGAUUUCAGCCUUCAUCGACUUGUCCUGGGGACACACACAUCGGAUGAACAAAACCAUCUUGUUAUAGCCAGUGUGCAGCUGCCUGAUGAUGAUGCUCAGUUUGAUGCAUCACACUACGACAGAGAGAAAGGAGAAUUUGGAGGUUUUGGUUCAGUUAGUGGAAAAAUUGAAAUAGAAAUCAAGAUCAACCAUGAAGGAAAAGUAAACAGGGCCCGUUAUAUGCCCCAGAACCCUUGUAUCAUCACAACAAAGACUCCUUCCAGUGAUAUUCUUGUCUUUGACUAUACAAAACAUCCUUCUAAACCAGAUCCUUCUGGAGAAUGCAACCCAGACUUGCGUCUCCGUGGACAUCAGAAGGAAGGCUAUGGGCUUUCUUGGAACCUAAAUCUCAGUGGGCACUUACUUAGUGCUUCAGAUGACCACACCAUCUGCCUGUGGGACAUCAGUGCCGUUCCAAAGGAGGGAAAAGUGGUAGAUGCGAAGACCAUCUUUACAGGGCAUACGGCAAUAGUAGAAGAUGUUUCCUGGCAUCUACUCUGUGAGUCUCUGUUUGGGUCAGUUGCUGAUGAUCAGAAACUGAUGAUUUGGGAUACUCGUUCAAACAAUACUUCCAAACCAAGCCACUCAGUUGACACUCACACUGCUGAAGUGAACUGCCUUUCUUUCAGUCCUUAUAGUGAGUUCAUUCUUGCCACAGGAUCAGCUGACAAGACUGUUGCCUUGUGGGAUCUGAGAAAUCUGAAACUUAAGUUGCAUUCCUUUGAGUCACAUAAGGAUGAAAUAUUCCAGGUUCAGUGGUCACCUCACAAUGAGACUAUUUUAGCUUCCAGUGGUACUGAUCACAGACCGAAUGUCUAGGAUUUAAGUAAAAUUGGAGAGGAACAAUCCCCAGAAGAUGCAGAAGACAGGCCACCAGAGUUGUUGUUUAUUCAUGGUGGUCACACUGCCAAGAUACCUGAUUUCUCCUGGAAUCCCAGUGAACCUUGAGUGAUGUGUUCUGUAUCGGAAGACAAUAUCAUGCAAGUGUGGCAAAUGGCAGAGAACAUUUAUAAUGAUGAAGACCCUGAAGGAAGCAUGGAUCCAGAAGGACAAGGGUCCUAAAUAUGUCUUUACUUCUUGUGAUUUUAGACUCCCCUUUUUUCUUCUCAACCCCGAGAGUGAUUUAACACUGGUUCUGAGACAGAUUUUAUUCAGCUAUCCCUCUAUAUAAUAGGUACCACCGAUAAUGCUAUUAGCCCAAACAGUGGGUGUUUUCUAAAUAUUAAUGGGGGGCUUGAUUCAACAAAGCUACAGAGUUAUGUUGAAAUUUUCUUCAGGAAUUUUCUAGUAACCCAGGUCUAAAGUAGCUACAGAAAGGGGAAUAUUAUGUGUGAUUAUUUUUCUUCUUAUGCUAUAUCCCCAAGUUUUUUGGACUCAUUUAAGUAAAGGCUAGAGUGAGUAAGGAGAAUAGAGCCAAAUGAGGUAGGUGUCUGAGCCAUGAAGUAUAAAUACUGAAAGAUGUCACUUUUAUUCAGGAAAUAGGGGAGAUUCAAGUCAUAUAGAUUCCUACUCGAAAAUCUCGACACCUGAGUUUCCAGGAUGCACAUUUUCAUACGUAGACCAGUUUCCUCUUGGUUUCUUCAGUUAAGUCAAAACAGCACGUUCCUCUUUCCCCAUAUAUUCAUAUAUUUUUGCUCGUUAGUGUAUUUCUUGAGCUGUUUUCAUGUUGUUUAUUUCCUGUCUGUGAAAUGGUGUUUUUUUUUUUUUUGUUGGUGUGUGUUUUUUUUUUUUAACUUGGGACCGCCAAGUUGUAAAGAUGUAUGUUUUUACCUGACAGGUAUACCACAGGUAGAUUGUCAAGUUGAGAAGAGUGAAUCGAUAAAUUGUAUUUGUUUUAAAAAUUAAAUUAAUCCUUGAUAAGAGUUGCUUUUUUUUUAGGAGUUUGUCCUUGACCACUAGUUUGAUGCCAUCUCCAUUUUGGGUGACCUGUUUCACCAGCAGGCCUAUUACUCUCCAUGACUAACUGUGCCUUGAACCGGGGCAUUGCUGCUGUCAAGGAGGAUGCAGUCGAGAUGCUGGCCAGCUACGGGCUGGCGUACUCCCUCAUGAAGUUCUUCACGGGUCCCAUGAGUGACUUCAAAAAUGUGGGCCUGGUGUUUGUGAACAGCAAGAGAGACAGGACCAAAGCCGUCCUGUGUAUGGUGGUGGCAGGGGCCAUCGCUGCCGUCUUUCACACACUGAUAGCUUAUAGUGAUUUAGGAUACUACAUUAUCAAUAAACUGCACCAUGUGGACGAGUCGGUGGGGAGCAAGACGAGAAGGGCCUUCCUGUACCUCGCCGCCUUUCCUUUCAUGGACGCAAUGGCAUGGACCCAUGCUGGCAUUCUCUUAAAACACAAAUACAGUUUCCUGGUGGGAUGUGCCUCAAUCUCAGAUGUCAUAGCUCAGGUUGUUUUUGUAGCCAUUUUGCUUCACAGUCACCUGGAAUGCCGGGAGCCCCUGCUCAUCCCGAUCCUCUCCUUGUACAUGGGCGCACUUGUGCGCUGCACCACCCUGUGCCUGGGCUACUACAAGAACAUUCACGACAUCAUCCCUGACAGAAGUGGCCCGGAGCUGGGGGGAGAUGCAACAAUAAGAAAGAUGCUGAGCUUCUGGUGGCCUUUGGCUCUAAUUCUGGCCACACAGAGAAUCAGUCGGCCUAUUGUCAACCUCUUUGUUUCCCGGGACCUUGGUGGCAGUUCUGCAGCCACAGAGGCAGUGGCGAUUUUGACAGCCACAUACCCUGUGGGUCACAUGCCAUACGGCUGGUUGACGGAAAUCCGUGCUGUGUAUCCUGCUUUCGACAAGAAUAACCCCAGCAACAAACUGGUGAGCACGAGCAACACAGUCACGGCAGCCCACAUCAAGAAGUUCACCUUCGUCUGCAUGGCUCUGUCACUCACGCUCUGUUUCGUGAUGUUUUGGACACCCAACGUGUCUGAGAAAAUCUUGAUAGACAUCAUCGGAGUGGACUUUGCCUUUGCAGAACUCUGUGUUGUUCCUUUGCGGAUCUUCUCCUUCUUCCCAGUUCCAGUCACAGUGAGGGCGCAUCUCACCGGGUGGCUGAUGACACUGAAGAAAACCUUCGUCCUUGCCCCCAGCUCUGUGCUGCGGAUCAUCGUCCUCAUCGCCAGCCUCGUGGUCCUACCCUACCUGGGGGUGCACGGUGCGACCCUGGGCGUGGGCUCCCUCCUGGCGGGCUUUGUGGGAGAAUCCACCAUGGUCGCCAUCGCUGCGUGCUAUGUCUACCGGAAGCAGAAAAAGAAGAUGGAGAAUGAGUCGGCCACGGAGGGGGAAGACUCUGCCAUGACAGACAUGCCUCCGACAGAGGAGGUGACAGACAUCGUGGAAAUGAGAGAGGAGAAUGAAUAAGGCACGGGACGCCAUGGGCACUGCAGGGACAGUCAGUCAGGAUGACACUUCGGCAUCAUCUCUUCCCUCUCCCAUCGUAUUUUGUUCCCUUUUUUUUGUUUUGUUUUGGUAAUGAAAGAGGCCUUGAUUUAAAGGUUUCGUGUCAAUUCUCUAGCAUACUGGGUAUGCUCACACUGACGGGGGGACCUAGUGAAUGGUCUUUACUGUUGCUAUGUAAAAACAAACGAAACAACUGACUUCAUACCCCUGCCUCACGAAAACCCAAAAGACACAGCUGCCUCACGGUUGACGUUGUGUCCUCCUCCCCUGGACAAUCUCCUCUUGGAACCAAAGGACUGCAGCUGUGCCAUCGCGCCUCGGUCACCCUGCACAGCAGGCCACAGACUCUCCUGUCCCCCUUCAUCGCUCUUAAGAAUCAACAGGUUAAAACUCGGCUUCCUUUGAUUUGCUUCCCAGUCACAUGGCCGUACAAAGAGAUGGAGCCCCGGUGGCCUCUUAAAUUUCCCUUCCGCCACGGAGUUCGAAACCAUCUACUCCACACAUGCAGGAGGCGGGUGGCACGCUGCAGCCCGGAGUCCCCGUUCACACUGAGGAACGGAGACCUGUGACCACAGCAGGCUGACAGAUGGACAGAAUCUCCCGUAGAAAGGUUUGGUUUGAAAUGCCCCGGGGGCAGCAAACUGACAUGGUUGAAUGAUAGCAUUUCACUCUGCGUUCUCCUAGAUCUGAGCAAGCUGUCAGUUCUCACCCCCACCGUGUAUAUACAUGAGCUAACUUUUUUAAAUUGUCACAAAAGCGCAUCUCCAGAUUCCAGACCCUGCCGCAUGACUUUUCCUGAAGGCUUGCUUUUCCCUCGCCUUUCCUGAAGGUCGCAUUAGAGCGAGUCACAUGGAGCAUCCUAACUUUGCAUUUUAGUUUUUACAGUGAACUGAAGCUUUAAGUCUCAUCCAGCAUUCUAAUGCCAGGUUGCUGUAGGGUAACUUUUGAAGUAGAUAUAUUACCUGGUUCUGCUAUCCUUAGUCAUAACUCUGCGGUACAGGUAAUUGAGAAUGUACUACGGUACUUCCCUCCCACACCAUACGAUAAAGCAAGACAUUUUAUAACGAUACCAGAGUCACUAUGUGGUCCUCCCUGAAAUAACGCAUUCGAAAUCCAUGCAGUGCAGUAUAUUUUUCUAAGUUUUGGAAAGCAGGUUUUUUCCUUUAAAAAAAUUAUAGACACGGUUCACUAAAUUGAUUUAGUCAGAAUUCCUAGACUGAAAGAACCUAAAAAAAAAAAUAUUUUAAAGAUAUAAAUAUAUGCUGUAUAUGUUAUGUAAUUUAUUUUAGGCUAUAAUACAUUUCCUAUUUUCGCAUUUUCAAUAAAAUGUCUCUAAUACAAUACGGUGAUUGCUUGUGUGCUCAACAUACCUGCAGUUGAAACGUAUUGUAUCAAUGAACAUUGUACCUUAUUGGCAGCAGUUUUAUAAAGUCCGUCAUUUGCAUUUGAAUGUAAGGCUCAGUAAAUGACAGAACUAUUUUUCAUUAUGGGUAACUGGGGAAUAAAUGGGUCACUGGAGUAGGAAUAGAAGUGCAAGCUGGAAAGGCAAAAAUGAGAAAGAAAAAGGCAGGCCCUUUGUGUCUACCGUUUUCAGUGCUGUGUGAUCAUAUUGUUCCUCACAGCAAAAAAGAAUGCAAGGGCAUAAUGUUAGCUGUGAACAUGCCAGGGUUGCAUUCACAUUCCUGGGUACCCAGUGCUGAUGGGGUGUGCCCACGUGGGGACAUGUCCUUGGCGUGCUUCCUCAGAGUGGCUUUUCCUCCAUUAAUACAUAUAUGAGUACUGAAAAAUUAAGUUGCAUAGCUGCUUUGCAGUGGUUUCAGAGGCAGAUCUGAGAAGAUUAAAAAAAAAUCUCAAUGUAUCAGCUUUUUUUAAAGGACAUUACUAGAAAAUUAAACAGUAUUUUUUAACAUGUGUGACUUUCAUGCUUCUGGGGUUGGAGCUUAAAGAUCCAAACUGAGAAAGCAGGCCGGGCAUGGUGGCUCAUGCCUGUAAUCCCAACACUUUGGGAGGCCAAGGAGGGUGGAUCACUUAAGGUCAGGAGUUUGAGACCAGCCUGGCCAACAUGGCAAAACCCUGUCUCUACUAAAAACAUAAAAAUUAGCUGGGGGUGGUAGCACAUACCUGUAAUCCCAGCUACUCAGGAGGCUGAGGCAGGAGAAUUUGCUUGAUCCUGGGAGGCAGAGGUUGUAGUGAGCCGAGAUCGCGCCAUCGCACUCCAGCCUGGGUGACAAGAGCAAAACUCCAUCUCAAAAAAAAAAAAAAUCCUUUCCCUCUAAAUCCAGGAAGGAUCAGCAAGGGCCUCCUCAUUAUGAGAUGAGGAAAUACAACUCCAGAGAUUCCUUCAGUGAUCAAGAUCAGUGGGCCAUAAUAUUUGGUUAGAGUUUCUGAGAACACAGGAAGCAAUGCCACACUCAGGCCACCACAAUGGAGCUGAUUUGGCAGGACUUGUUCAAACCUUUCACCUUAAAGCACGUGAUCCUUCUUCGUACAUUUUCUUCACUUGGGCUGCUUAAGUCACAGCCUAACAACUUUGAGGCAAAACUGAGAACUGGCAUAUUCUCCUGCGUUUCUUCUAAUCGAGUCCCAUCAUCCAGCUAGACAUGAGAGAUCAAACCAGGGAGGGUGACCUUUCUCCUUCCCACUUUUCAGAGUCAUUGGGGCAACUUUUUGACUUUUGUGACCAAAGAAACAUUCCCCCAAAACAUUUAUUUUUCAUUGUAGGGCAUUCAGCUGACAGCUGCAUUUUAGAAAGUUACCAUGCCUGUGAGAUUCUCAUGUCAAAGACCAGGGAAAGACCAGGUGUGACUUUCUCCAAAACUGAGUGAUUGCUUGUGGAUGAAUACAAUCUAAAAAUACAAGGCCAUGAAGUAGUUUUUCAUUUAGAUGCUGAGAAAUAAUAGGUUUGGGCAGCUCAAAGCAUAGGAAAUAGUAAGGGUUUUCUAGAGCUCCUCCUUUGGUGGCCUGUUUGAGUAGCACAAGGGACGUCAUCCUAAAUGUGCAGUUGCCAUUUGUUCUGUAGUGACUUACAGGGAUCUCAGUGGCAAAGGGCGUCAGUGAGACAACAACUGAGCAAAAAGAACUAGACGAGGCUUGCGCUUGGAAAGUCACGGUAGGAUUGGACCUGCCGGCCACAUGGCUCAGGGAGUAUUGACGGAUUUGCACAUUGGCAGGAAACUCUCCCGUUUGGGAUUCUUUAAAUGGGGCACAGAAGGCCACUUGUUUGCAUUUCUGGGUAAAAAACAGUCAUCCCCCAUGACUGCCUGCAUCGGGUUUGUCUUGUGCCAAAGUUACUCUUCCUUUGUUUUUACUUUGCCUUGAUUUUUAGCAUUAGCUGGUAGUUUGGCUUGGAAAUGUCCUGGAUAGCCGAUUCCCUAAGAAACUGAAACAUUUAAUAUUGGCUUAGGAUGUAUCAGAUGGGGCCAAAUAAAGCUUCUUUACAAUAGUAAAAGCACUUUAUACUUCACUCUCUGAGUCUUCCCAAUAAAUAACCUUGGGAGGUGCAGGGGGUGGGGGGCCCAGGAUGGGGAGGCCUGGGAGCUCCCAGGGUAGUGACAGAGUUGGGCUGAGUUCUCCAGACGCCAGGAUGCGUCGCAGCGGGGCCAGCUCAGGAGUGCUCACUCCCAGCCCUCUGGAUCUCUCUCCUGGUUGGAAUAAUCAUUACAUAUCGUAACUCUCAAAAUUUAUUCACUUAUAUUUUCAGAAUAAGAAGUGUGAAAUGUUAACAGCUCUCUGCUCUCUUACUUGUUCCCCAUUUGGGGAUCUUCUGGAGGGAAGGGGCAGGGGGAGAGUAACUUUUCUAUAUCCUUGGUUUCUAGGAACACAUCGAUUUGAAGACUCAGUAGCUGACUGGUUUUUUUUUUUCCCCCUUCAAACUGAAGUGCGAGUGUGCGUGUGUUCCACAAAAUAGCAAGUAUUUAUAGUGUUGUAAUUACAUUUCCUUGAGAAAUAUUUUCUUGUAUUUAAAAAUCUUUCUACUUCAGUAACUCCCAGCAGAACAGUGCCCAGGACAGCAUGUGCCGGUUAGUACCAGCUUUGCAGGUGAGCUGACUUCUAAACUUAGGACGACGUCUUCAUCAAUCAAACUAGUGCACAGUCCAGAAAAAGGGGUCCUUUAUCUUCUAAGUUCUGCUCCUCACCUUUCUUUGGAACCAAAAUUGCAGUGGAGUGUGAGGAAGAGCUUUGAAAGACGUGGAGUGUUGAGAUGUCUGCAUUGCACAUUCAGCCGGUUCAAAGCCAGCAGCUCCUGCCUGCAUUCUGUAGACAUCGCCCUCACACACAGUCCUCUGAUGGCUCUCAUAUAAAGCACUCAAACCGUAGGAAAGCAUGUUUUUGAGCAACGUGUCUGGGAUACUCCUCUGUGUGGUUAUUUUGAAUCUCUAUUUCUGUCAUUGAAGCAGCAAAAAACAUCAUGUGACUCAUCAACUGAUCUAAUCACACUUAAAACAGGAUGUAGAGAAAAAUCUGAUGAGAAACGUAAAAGGGCCUGUUGCCUGCCCUUUUAAAGGCAAAAUGUCUAAAAUCAUGCAAAUGUUCAAAAUGAGAGAAAUUGCAUUGUGGAAUCAAAAUAACCCAAACUCCACUCAGAAAAGUCACAAAUAUAUAGUAUACUAUCUGAUCUCAAAAGGGAAAAACGAGAUGAUAAGACCUUAAGUUUAGACUUUAUUUUCUUCUCAAGAGUGGACAUUAAAUCUAUUAACUUGCAACUUUCUGCUGGGAAGAGCAUCAAAGGUGGGCCUCCUAAAUCAUUUUUGAAAAACCUCUGUCAAGUCCAAGUGGUUCCAGGAGAAUUAUAGCCAGUAUCUUUUAAAAUAUUUCAUUUUAGUGAUAAUGUUUUUCUCUGCUUCAUUUGCAAUCAACCAGGAUCUCUAAAAGACUGCAUAAGAUAUAUGCACUUUUAUAGGUGGCUGUCAGCUACACAUAGAUUCAGCAAAUUUUUUUUAUAUAGUACCUGUUUUUAAGUUAGGCUACAUAACUUAAAGUGCACUUUACUAACAAGACUUGACAUUAGCGUCUACAAUAUGUAUAUGUAAACAAAAGCACACAAGAACUAGGCACCCUUUCUCUCUCCAAGAGUUUAAGUGGUUUCCUUAGGUUAAAGAAGGGGACAGACCAGCUAAAAAUGGUUGUACCACUCACUGUACAACCUCAUGGAAAUUCUCACUAUAAGAUUUAGAGGCAAUGUUCCCUAGCUAUAAGCCAGGGCAAGAAAUGGCGCCUCUGGAGUUGGGGAACAUUAGGGGAACAUUACAACCGGGUAGAUGCUGGUUCCCUGAAGUGUGGGGCCAUGAACAUGCAGGGACCCACGGUUUGAAUGAAACAGCUACUGAAAGCUAAGUUCAAACCACCCUUGCGUAACAAAGGAGUACAGGGUACACAUCAACACCAAUCACCCAGCACCCCACAGCGAUGGUCAUGUCACCGUGCAGCAGGUCCCUUACCCCAGGGCUGCCACAUCCACAAGCCUUGCAGUGGCAAAUACGCUGCUCCUUGGAUUUAAUGAGAUAUUUUGGUUGCUUAAUGAUGUACUGAUCAGGGAACUGUCUAAAGCUAGUAGGGCCAAGGAGUUAAUCAAAGGGCUUCGGGAAAGUGGACAAGAGCCACACACGUGAUUCUGUUCCAUGCCGACACUCAUUCAUUUAAGAAGUGUAUUCAAGCUGGAGGCUUCCAUAUCACUCACGCUUCUUGGCCUCACCUUGCUCAUCUGUCCAAUGGGAGGCUUGAGCCAUUAUUGCUAAGGCCCCUUCCUGAUCUAACAUUCUGUUUAUGAUCUAGGAUUUAGAACGUCGUAUGAGAUCCUACAAUGGAAGAAUAAAAUCACCUCAUUCUUCAUUUCAGAUCUGAACAUUAGCAGUGAUCUAGAUUUUUUUUUUUUUAAACAAAAUUAAGUGUGCUUAGAGUCAUUCCUCUACAUGGGCUGUGGCUGUCAGCCCAUAGGUUUGUCAGUUUCACAUCAAAACUGUGGGUAUAAACUGUUGAAACCAAUCACAUUAAAAUAUUUAGCUGGGCACAGUGGUGUGCAUCUGUAGUCCCAGCUACUUGGGAGGCUGAGGCAGGAGGAUCGCUUAAGCACAGGAGUUGGAAUCCAGCCUGAGCAACAGAGCAAAACCCCGUCUCUAAAAUACAAAUAAAAUAUUUGUGUAGUUUUUGAUUAAAAUUGACUACAGCGGUCAGUAUAAAAUACAUGUCGCUUUUAAGGAAGUGCUCUUUAUGUAUCUAACAGAUGGAAGUUUUUGCAUUGGUAAGAGCAUUUAUAUAUGCUUUGUUUCAGGGUUUAUGGAUUUGUAUUCAUAUAUUGUCAAAUAGGUUUCAUACUCUAAUUUUACUUUAAGUAAAGCUUAAACACUUGGCAUACAACUGA